AUGACGCGUGAUAAUUCCUCCUUUGUUCGACCGACGCGAACUCCACAAUUUGAUCGAGUUGGGUUCGGCUCCCCUCUCUCUCUCUCUCGCUCUCUCGGGACACAUACAUUCUGGAGCUACGGUUGCCUUUCCCUCCCAACUCUGGGAAGCGACCGCUUCUGCUGUCGCUCGGAGGUGGCGGAUCACGAGAAGGGUCUGAAUUCUAACAGAAGCGAAGAUUGGGGGGUUUUGUCUCCUCUGAGUUCUUUAGAGCAUUUCGUGUUACACUGCGUAAUUCCUUCAAGUUGCAUCCGGACUUCGCAGAGCAGAUCUCCCACGUUCUACUGUGAUGAUCUCUUCAUGUCUCACCCGGAUUCCUCGGAAAAGGUACGAGGGCGUGGUCGCGUUUCUUGUGCUGACUGCGUGAUCCCGUCGAGUCCCGCCCCGCAAUCCGUUGAUAAGAGAAGGUACGAAGGUUUGGUCUCCUUCUGAGUUCUUGAACCGUUCCUUGUGUGUUUCACGGCGCGAUUCCUCCAAAUUCUCUCAUGUUCUCGUUGAGACUCCUCUGCAAAGUUUGCUUCUUUGGAUCUAUUGUGGGGCUUGGAAGAUGAUGUCCAGAGAUCCGCUAAAGCUUGGAUCUUUCUCUUUUGAAUGUAUGGGGUGCAAGAAAUCAUAAUUCCGGAAGCUAUGAGAUCUGCAGACACUUGGCAUCUAGGGUUCUUGGUAGCAAUUUGGUUCCAGUUCCCCUUUUUCGAUGAUGGAACAGGUGGUUUACCCAUCUUUCACUUCCAAAGAGACCAUGAAAAAGAAUGUAUCUUCUUCUUGCUUGUGACACAUGGAACCCUACUUGAUGUGGAAUUUGCCCCAAUUUGAGUCUGUAGACUAAAUUAUUUGUGGCAUUUGCUAAGCUUCUCAAUGGUAGUGAGUAUUUCCUGUUUUUUUUUGUUUUCAUUAUUAAGAAUGUAAUUGAAUAUAUGUUAUCUAAUCUACACAGAUAACUGUAGUAUGAUUGCCCAUUUGAAUUCA
Messenger RNA from Musa acuminata subsp. malaccensis (wild Malaysian banana), 1005 nucleotides. Lineage: Eukaryota; Viridiplantae; Streptophyta; Magnoliopsida; Zingiberales; Musaceae. The record is from RefSeq and is a predicted model, not a curated record.